Falco peregrinus (peregrine falcon) is the source of this 3298-nucleotide messenger RNA. RefSeq names its product THAP domain containing 9 (gene THAP9). The record is from RefSeq and is a predicted model, not a curated record. Lineage: Eukaryota; Metazoa; Chordata; Aves; Falconiformes; Falconidae. The transcript has 5 exons. Bases 87 to 2783 code for a protein of 898 amino acids.
AGCGUCUUCCGACGCGGAGGCGGAGCUGUCGCGGCUUGCGAGCCAAUUGGGAAGGAGAAAGCUAGACGGGCAGGCGGUGUCAGCCAAUGGGCCAUCGCGUUCCGUGCCGGGCCGGUCGUGCCGGCGCGGCGCGGCGGUGCUGGGGGGCAGCCAUGACGCGGAGCUGCUCGGCGCUGGGCUGCACCACCCGCGACAACGGGCGGAGCCGGGAGCGCGGCAUCUCCUUCCACCAGUUCCCGGUGGACGCCGCGCAGCGCCGUGAGUGGAUCCGCGCCGUGAACCGCGUGGACCCGCGGAGCCGCCAGGCCUGGCGGCCGGGCCCCAGCGCCAUGCUCUGCUCGCGGCACUUCACCGAGGCCGACUUCGAGCGCUACGGGAUGCGGCGCAAGCUGAGGCGGGGGGCCGUGCCCUCCCGCUUCCCCCGCCCGGAGCCGCGGGGCGCCGGCCGGCGGAGCCCCCCCGCCCGAGCCCUGAGGCAGGCGGGCCUCACCCCCGCCGCCGAGGACCACAGCUACACCGCGGCGGGGCAGCGCGCAGCGGGCGCGGAGGCGCGGCCGGCCCCGGCCCCCCCGCAGAAGCCUCCCCCCGCGGCCGGGAGCCGCCCCGCCGCGCAGCAGCCCGCAAGGGUGGCCAGCAUCCUGAUGGAGCUGGUCGAUACCCAGCAGCUUCCCGAGGAAACCGUGAGUUUGCUGCAGGCCCUGGUUGCAGAUCUGCCUUGUGAGUUACACAGCUGGAGGCACAUGACAGAAUACUCACCAGAAAUGAGGCAAUUCGCAUGUAUUCUCCACCUCUACCACGUUAAGGCCUAUGAUUAUCUGCAGAAGAUUCUUCCCUUCCCUCAUCCUCACAGCCUGACCAAUUGGCUGUCUACUAAUGAGGCUACUGCAGGCUUCAGCAAUGACAUUUUUCUCUGCCUUGAGGAAAAGGUGGAGAGAGGGGAACGGGCCUACCGCUACUGCACCCUGAUGGUACAAGACAUGUCCCUGCAGAAGCAGCAGGAGUGGGACCCACAGACGCAGCGCCUGACAGGCUUUGUUGACUUGGGAGCAGGCAUCCUUGAUGCUGAUGAAGCGCCGCUGGCCUCAGAAGCGAUAAUCCUCAUGGCAGUCGGCACCUUGAGUCCCUGGAUGGCUCCACUUGGCUACUUCUUUGUGAACAGCACGACUGGCCACUUACUUGCUCAGCUGCUUCGUCAGACCAUCAGUAAGCUGAACAACAUUGGCAUCAUGGUGUUGGCUGUGACGUCAGGUGCCACCGCUCGUGGUGCUGAGACUGCCAGAGCUCUGGGGAUCAGGAUAGAUCCCGAAAGGAUUCAGUGCACUUUCCAACAUCCGCCAGACUCCGGUCACAGCAUCACGUACUUCUUUGACAUUUGCCAUGUGCUGCAGCUAAUAAGGAAUGCUCUGCAGUGCUUCCAGAAGAUAGAGUGGCUCAGUGACACCGUGUGGUGGCAGCAUGUGGUGGAGCUGGCAGCUUUGCAGGAGCACAGGGUGUUAGAGCCAUGCAGUCCCAAGUCAUGUAGACUGGGGAGUAAGGAGAGUUACCACCUGAAGGUCAACCUUGCUACCCUGUUGUUCAGUGAGGGUGUUGCUGAUGCACUGGAACACCUCCAGAAGCUGGGCCUAGCCUCAUUCCAGAACUGCAGCGGUACCGUCAAGUUUGUGCGUUUGAUGAGCCGUCUGUGCGACGUGUUUCAUGGUAGAGGUCCCUGUAGAAGGGGACUUGAAAGGCCUUUGCUAGCUGUAGAUUACACCAAAAUAAGCCACCUCUUUAAUGAGGCCAAGAGCUCCUUCACCACUUUAACAGACUCUAUGGGGAAAUACAUUAUUAAAAGCAAACGCAGACUAGGUCUUCUGAGUUUAUUGCUCAAUGCUGAAAGCCUCCAGUGGCUUUACACCAACUACAUAUGUCCAGAAGGCACUCCUUCCCACCACCUCCUGGCCUGUGCCUUCAGCCUUGACCCACUGGAGCUGUUUCUCAGGGCCCUCCAGCAAGCCUGCGGCAGCAGCCCCACCUGCACUGUGUUCCAGGCCGCUUACCACAGACUGCUGGCCAGCUGCAGCCUGGCACCAGGCUUGUCACGCAGCAGCGGCGCAGGCAAUACAAGCUCCUUGGACAUAUCCUUGUCUCGCAGGAGAGAUCUGACCCUUGGCAGCAUUCGUGCUCAGUAUAACCCAGCUCAUGGGAAGACACUGACAAAGGAGUACCCCUAUUGUGCAGGCCUUCUUUUGCAUGGCUCUGCACUGAGUAAUGCACUGACAGACCUAUCGCUGCACGCACAGAGCAUCACCUGCAUCGCAGGCUUUGUUGCUGAGCAAUUAGCCUCUGACUUGCAAUGCGAGGCUUGUCUUGCUUCCCUCUUUGAGUCAGAUGACAGCAGGCCAGGAUGCGGGUCAGUGCUUUACAUAAAAAAGUUAGGUGGAGUGAGUCUGCCCUCAGCAAGUGUGUACCACAUAACAAACAUUUUGGAACGAGUCCUGAACCGGUAUGGCGAAGUAGGAGACGGCAACAAAACCACUAAGCUAUGGUGCUUGUCUCUAGAAGAGAAAGUCUUGCAGGAGCUUCUGGGAGAAAGUUCCCUCUUCCCUACUCUCAUGAACCAUUUAUUUGAUGGGGAGUUGUGCAUCAACAAUCACUACACAAUCCUAGUAAAGGAAAUAACACGAUGUUAUUUAAACAUCAGAAUAAACUGUGCCAAACACCUGAACUUGAAAUACCAUCGUGGAGGGCACAGACUGAAGGGAAAACAUUUGUUUCCAUCACCACUGGGUGGCUCUCACUGAAGCCAGACCCACAUGGGGUCACAAGUACUCACUGCUGUUCCAAGGAUGCCUGUCCCCCACUGAGGCUUGGUGAUGGCCAGGUCCAGGCAACACAUGUGAGGAAAUCUUCCCAUGAUUUGCCCAGCAAAACUGAUGUUGAUAAGCGGUGGUGUGUUGUGCCACCACUAACCAUCUGAUCAGAGUUUGGCUGAGCAAAGCAAGGAAGUUCAUCUGAUCCUGUGUUCCAUUUAGCAAUCCUGCAAAGCAGCUGCAUGUUUCACAAGAUUUGCGUGGCAGUUCACAAUGAGCAAUGGCUCCUCAAGGUGUUUGGCAAAGUGGCAGAGGUGCUGGGUGGCUUAGUGCUGUAAGCACUCUUUUGGGGAGAAAAUUGACGCGUAUUCCACACUGUUGGUGAGAUCAUGUGUGCUGGCACUUUGAUUUCACCAAAGCAGAUCUUCUUUAAAAAAGCUGGAGGCAAGAAAGCCUGCAGAGCUUUUACUUUAAAAGGAAAAUAAAGACAUGAAAAGAAAAUGGCA